UUACGAAGGAUGAAUCUAUCCGAACCCAAGGUGCAGAGGAAUAUUCGUUGAUUUUUGUUCCUUCCUCUACUAAGCAGAAAAGACUAUAAUACCCUCCACAUAUUAACACCUACAGUGGCCCGAUCUGAAUCCGAGCUAAAAAAACGGUUAUCCAAUCUAAAUACAGUCAAUGGCAUCGUUUUCUUGUCGUAGAGCGCUCCUUGUCCUCGAAGUCCUCUUCGUUACGUUUCUCUCCGUGUCGGGUUUUCUACCGGAGACUGGACGACUGGCCGGAGACGACAUCAUCGAAGUCAAUCGCUCGCAGAGGGAGUUCGAUUAUUUCGCUCUCUCUUUUCAAUGGCCUGGAACUUACUGCCGUGGAACUCGCCAUUGCUGCUCCAAAAACGCUUGCUGUAGAGGCUCGAACGCUCCUACUCACUUCACUAUCCAUGGACUAUGGCCCGACUAUAACGACGGUUCCUGGCCUUCAUGUUGUUAUCGAUCUGACUUCAAUGAGAAGGAGAUCUCGACUUUGAUGGAUGGCUUAGAGAAGUACUGGCCUAGUCUCAGUUGUGGUUCUCCCUCGUCAUGCCAUGGUGGAAAAGGAUCAUUUUGGGGCCAUGAGUGGGAGAAACAUGGGAAAUGUACUUCUCCUGUUUUUCAUGAUGAGUAUAACUACUUCCUUACCACGCUUAAUAUCUACUUAAAGCAUAACGUCACGCCAGUGAUAUUUUCAUCUACCAUUGAUGUAGGAUGUCCUUUUGGCUAUGUUGCCUCCAACAGCGACAAGUAUCCUCUAGGAGGUAUCGUCACAGCUAUUCAGAAUGCAUUUCAUAUCAACCCUGAAGUGGUAUGCAAAAAAGGUGCAAUCGAUGAAAUACGUAUAUGCUUCUAUAGGGAUUUUAAGCCCAGGGACUGUGUUGGUUCAAAAGAUGUGACGUCGAAGAAAUCAUGUCCCAAGUACGUAAGUUUGCCAGAAUACACGCCAUUGGAUGGGGAGGCUAUGGUUCUGAAGAUGCCAUCUGAUAGAGACGUUCUUUGAAUCUGAAAGUAUUUGGAUCAUAUUGUUGCCUUCUUAUACGCAAUAUUCACAAUUUCUCAUAUAUGACUUUGAUGAUGUAAUUUUACAGCCAAGCAUAUAAACAUUUAAUAAAAGUUUGUCUUUUCUUAUUCCUUGGGAUAUGAAGCUCGUUUAUCAGAUUUCUUUUUAUGAUGACAAGAUUUAAAUUCUA
Messenger RNA from Thlaspi arvense, 1211 nucleotides. The record is from the annotation of a GenBank genome assembly. NCBI's taxonomy places the organism in Eukaryota, Viridiplantae, Streptophyta, Magnoliopsida, Brassicales, Brassicaceae.